Molecule: messenger RNA, 5280 nt
Organism: Notodromas monacha
Lineage: Eukaryota; Metazoa; Arthropoda; Ostracoda; Podocopida; Cyprididae
Source: the annotation of a GenBank genome assembly
AUUUCGUCAACAUUUAGUUCUAUCUAAUAUAGUUCUAUACUGUAUUUCCAUAAAAUUAUUAUGUCCGCAAUUAAGUGAAGUUGCGGUUGUAAAGUUAGGGAGUGGAGAUGAUAAGCUGGGUCUAGAUUUAUCUCGAAGGUACAUUUUUAAGCAGGAGCCAAAUUAGGAAGAACUUGGAAAAUGGGGCGAUUUUCGGCUAUGGUUCGCAGAGCGAUUUUGAUCAAGACGGGAAAUCCAGCGCAAAUUAUUUUCAACGUGCUCAUCAUGCCGAUGUGGUUUUGCUUUGACCUGCUGAUUUUCACUCGGUUGAUGCCUAUUGCGAUUCACGACAGCAUUGAGACGAAAACCACACAAACAGCUUGGUUUUCUACCACUGGGGACAUCUGGAGAUACGACAACACCGUUCGAUGUCCACCUGAUGAUUACAUCAAAACGGGUUUCGUGGCUUUACAAAUCGUCACUGACGAGGUGCUGAUUUCGCAUCGGGUUCCUGGUGCCCUUGCAGCUGCUGGAGGACUUCUGCGGGACUUGAAUCUCACACAUUUGCCACUGGCUGCCAGUGCAGUGCUGAUUUCGCAUCGGGUUCCUGGUGCCCUUGCAGCUGCUGGAGGACUUCUGCGGGACUUGAAUCUCACACAUUUGCCACUGGCUGCCAGUGCAGUUUACUGGCUAUUCAUUCCGGCGAUUUACACCAUGAACAUUUCGAUCGUCAUUUAUUCCAUAACUUUACUAUCCCAGAUGUUGACAGAGAAGGACAGGAUGAUGAAACCUCUGUUGAAAAUGAUGGGCAUCAGCGACUUCGUCUACUUUUCUUCCUGGAUGUGCGUUCAUUGUGCCGAAGGGCUCGCGAGCAUGGCCGUUUAUUCAGUGGGACUUUUGGUUUUGGGAGUUUUUAGGAAUGUCAAUCUGCUAUCAAUCUACAUCAUGCUUCUGUCAAACGUAGUGGGCCAUGCUGCUUUAAUGGUCCUGUUAACCACGAUCUUGUCGAAUCCGGAAAGUGGAGUAGGUAUUGCGGCUACACUGUGUGUUUUGAUGGCAGCGCCUUUCCUGUUGUUUAUUAUCGUGAGAAGACCGGUGCACCAAGUGGUUAUUUUGGCAUUGUCUUUGCUGAGUCCGACAGCUUUUUGCUCUUCAAUACUGAAUUUGUUCAUUGAAGACCAAAUGGAAGGUCGAGGUCAGAAUGAAAGAUUUUGGUCGUUCGCAACCCCGCAUUCCAGCUACACUUGGCCGCUUCUGGCGGCAGUUUUCAUCAUCAUGGUGGACGCCAUCAUCUACUUCCUGCUGGCACUGUACCUUGACAAAGUCUUGCCGAAAGCAGUAGGGAAAAGAGAGCACUGGCUCUACUGUUGCAAUUCAACCCAGCCGAAAAUUCACCGCUACGACCCUGCUGAUGAUGAUUCGGAAUUGCAUUCCUCGUCUCAUCGUCGCUUUCUGGACCCAGACGUCGUCGAACCCGCGACUCAAGAAGAACGGGUCGCUGUUCGAAUUGAAAACUUGUCCAAGCGGUUCGAUGCUGGAGACGGUCGAGACCAUUGGGCACUCAAGAACUUCUCGUUGGACAUUUAUCAGAAUCAAAUCACGGCCAUCUUGGGACACAAUGGGGCUGGAAAGUCGACUCUGUUGCGGAUUCUCAGCGGGUUGAUGGCACCGACCUUUGGCACUGCUUACAUUCUGGGUUAUGAUGUGAACGACCCCAAGAGCAUGGACGAGGUUCGAAAGAUUAUAGGGGUUUGUCCUCAGGAGAAUGUUUUCAGCAGUGAAUUGACGGUGAAACAACACUUGGAAUUCUUCGCCAGGAUCAGAGGCGUUCGCAAGGCUGACCGAAACCAAGAAAUACGCGAACUUUUGAACAGACUUGAUAAGGAAAACUACGCGGUCGGGGAUCUGAGCGGAGGCCAGCAGCGCCGCUUGUCCAUCGGCACAGCCAUCAUAGGCGGACCGAAAGUCAUCUUCCUGGACGAACCCACUUCCGGGGUGGACCCCUUAUCCCGUCGCAAGCUCUGGGACUUGCUGAAGAACCUUCGCAACGGUCGCACCAUGAUCCUUACCACCCACUACAUGGACGAAGCCGACGGACUAGCCGACAGGAAAGCCCUCAUCAGCGCCGGAAUGCUCAAAUACGCCGGCACAUCCCGCUACAUCCGCGACAAGUUCCGCAUCGGUUACAAGCUAGAGGUGAAUCUCAGCUUUCCAGGAGACCCCGAAAGCCAUCGGUUUCUGGACACGCUAGUUUCCGGCGUGAUCCCCGCGUCGACAAAGAGCCCGGAUCAAAGUCGAUCCCAGGUCUCUUACACGCUACCCCCAAACACGUCCCCCAAGUUCUCUCAACUCUUUCGACUCCUUGACCAAGAAGUCAACUCGCCGUUCGAGUCCCGUAUUCAAAACUACGGCCUGUCGCUGGCGACUCUGGAAGAAAUAUUCUUGGAGCUCGGGCGGCAAGAAGAACAGGCCAAGAAUAAAGGAACCAGCAGCCCGAAUAAUAAGCGGAAGAAGAAGUGGCGCUUUCUAGGUAGAUUAGGCGCCGGACAGGCGCCAGACGAGGAACCGGCCUCAUCACUAGCUGCUGCCGAACAGAACCAUCACGGGUCGAAUGCCACAACGACGGCCCGACGUUCUUCGCGACUUCGGGCUUUGAUGGCGUUAUUAAAACUGAGAUUCUUGCUGAUCCUGAAGCGCCCCGGAGUCAUCGUCUCAAUUUUCUUCUCGCCCCUGCUGAAUUUAACAAUAUGCUUGCUGCUGAGCUACCUUUCCUCGAGCUCUUCUCGCAAUAUUUCCUGGGAAGUAAUCUGGUCCCCGGCCUCUUUCAAGACCCAGUUCGGGAAUACAGUUUGGUACAAGAGCGAUAAUCCGAACGGGAUCCAAAAAUCCCUGGAUUCCGUGGGCAUAGAAACAGUCGAAUUUAACGGGCCUUUCGAAAGCAUUCUACUGCACUCGAAGAAGUCCCCGACUCCGCUUUAUUUUGAGGAAAAUGGAAGCAAAUUGGUGACUUACUUCAACACUACCAUGGCGACUCUGCCACCAGCGACAUCUAACCUACUGUCGAACAUGAUUCUGAAGAAAGCUGGGGUGAAUGAGGUGUUGGUGACUAAGACUGAAGCCUUGCCUAAGAAGCUGUUGAAGACAAGGCGAGGGAUUCCGGCUUUGUCUUUGGUGUCCAAUGUCAUGCUGGUUGCUGGGUUCUCAGCAAUGCCUAUUAGACUGUGUUUGGCAAUUGUGAAUGAGAGGGAAUUGGGGAUUAGAACAGGUCUGAGGAUGAGUGGAUUAGGGAUGAUGGGCUAUUAUUUGCCAUAUGUCAUUUCCCACUGGAUUUUCAUGGCCUUAAUUUUUGUCAUUUUAGUCAUUGGAAUCGUGAUUAUCCCGAUUUCUCCAGUGGCAGACUUUGUACCUUUGACGUUGAUGUGCAUUCUGUACCUCACACAUUUUGUGAACGAGCUGUUGUUUGCUGGAUUGUCAGCGUCACUUUUCGGGAAAGAAGCUACUGCUGGAGCAGUUUUCCCAGUGGCAUACAACAUUCUCGGUAGUUAUUUCACGUAUAUCCCAAUGAUCAUGCUGCUGGCCAGAAGCGAAAGUGACCCAAAAGAACGUUUAUUGUACAACAUAUUCAACUUCAUUUUCGCCUUCUUAUAUCCGCCAUACACGAAUGGAAUGGGGAUCUUCGUGAUGGGAGAGACGUUUUUAAAACUGCGGGAAACGAAGGAAACCGUGGGAUUCUACGAAAUCGUGUCCGAUUGGCUGGUGCUUCCACUUUUCAUUGCAGUGCCUGUGCAAAUGAUAGCACUAAUUUACCUGAUCACGGUGAAGGAUUUAAUGAAUCAUGAUACACCCCUGAGCCAGGCUUUGUUAUUGCGUCCCAGAUCAAAUAAGAGCGAGGGGAUUUACGAGUCGCAUGUAGCAGAGAGAUUUGAACGAGAAGACUCAGAUGUUUUCGAAGAAAGAAAAUUCGUGAGAGAUUAUUUGACUAGAAUGCCUGCUGGAAACUUCGACGAUGUGCCUUUGCGCAGCGAAAGCAGCACUGAUGACCAGAAAAUCCCCGCUAUCGUGGUUAAAAACCUGAAAAAGAGCUACUGGGGUCACGAAAAACUAAACCUGCCAUUCGGGAAAGUUGAGCGACAAAUCGUGCGUGAUCUAGAUUUCCACGUGGACCAAGGACAGAUUUUCGGACUUUUGGGGCCAAAUGGAGCUGGGAAAACUACUACUAUUAAGCUGUUGUUGGCUGAAAACCGACCGACAGGUGGCCAGAUUUUUGUAGGUGGAGAACCUAUUCGCAAUUGUCAUUCUGAAGCCCUUCUGAGACUCGGAUUUUGUCCUCAACACGACGCCCUAUGGGGAGAUUUGAACAUUCGGGAACAUCUCGAAUUCUACGCUGGAGUAAGGUUACGGAAUUGGAAGAAAUCGGAUUGCAAAGUUUUUCUGGACAGCGCUUUACCGAAGAUGAACAUCCUCGACUCGGAACAAACAGAAGCCAUUCGAAAUAUCUCUGGCGGAACGAAAAGAAAGCUUUCUUUCUUGAUCAGCAUAUUUUCUCAACCUUACGCUGUUUUGCUCGACGAACCGACGACAGGAAUGGAUCCCGUGAGCAGAAGAAAGCUUUGGGACAUCAUCAAGUCCCCACUAUUAUGUUCAGAUCUCGUAUUAGAUCACCUCGGAUCUGAAAAAAAUGACGAUUUUCAGUUACGGAAUUGGAAGAAAUCGGAAUGCAAAGCUUUUCUGGACAGCGCUUUACCGAAGAUGAACAUCCUCGACUCGGAACAAACAGAAGCCAUUCGAAAUAUCUCUGGAGGAACGAAAAGAAAGCUUUCUUUCUUGAUCAGCAUAUUUUCUCAACCUUACGCUGUUUUGCUCGACGAACCGACGACAGGAAUGGAUCCCGUGAGCAGAAGAAAGCUUUGGGACAUCAUCAAGUCCGAAGUUGAAGGUCGCAUGGGUGCCAUUCUGACGACACAUUUCAUGGAAGAAGCGGACGUUUUGUGCGACAGAGUCGGCAUCAUGAACCGAGGAUCUAUGAGAUGCAUUGGAACUACACAACAUUUGAGAACCAAGUACGGUUCCAGCUACACUGCAGAGCUCUGGCUUGAUAUAUUGAAAACAGCUCCAGGGGAACGUUCCCAGUUGCUUUCGGAUUUCGCUACGGAAUUUCCGGGAGCGGAAUUUGUUGAAACUUCGGUUGAUCGAAUAAUCUUCUCGAUGGAGUUGACGUACGCAGCUGUGCGCAAGUCCAGGCCCAAGUUGUACUUCAUCGCAGUUGCCAUGAUCGCCCUGGCUGACCGUUCCAUGGUGUAG